AUGGUCUCGGCCCAAGCGGACGCCGACGCGGCGUCCAGCGCCGCCCCGCUCCGCCGCGACCCCAAGCUGGGCAAAUACUUCGAGUACGACCUGUCCAAGCUGCAUAACAGCCGCGGUGGCUUCCUCACGGAAGAAGACCUGGAGGGCGACCGCAUUCGCAGCGUGGUCGAGGUCGCGCGGCAGAAGGAGCGCGAGAAGCAGAUGAUGCGCGAGGGUGAAGAGCCGCCCAUCUUCCCCGACUCGUCGCCGCGAUGCGACGAGUGCAAAAGCCUCGAGAUCGACCAGAGUUUCGUCAAGGUGUUUGACGUGCGCGUGUGCAAGAACUGCAAGGAGAAGUAUCCGGAGAAGUACUCGCUCCUCACCAAGACCGAGUGCAAAGAAGAUUACCUCCUCACCGAUCCUGAGCUGCGCGACACCGACCUCCUGCCACAUCUUCUCAAGGCGAACCCGCACGCCGCGAGCUACUCCAACAUGAUGCUGUUUCUGCGGAUGCAGGUCGAGGAGGUGGCGUGGAAGAAGUGGGGCGGAGAGAAGGGUUUGGAUGAAGAAUGGGCGCGGCGCGAGGAGUUCAAGAAGCGCAAGCGCGAAGCAAAGUUUGAAGCGGGAUUGAGGGAUCUGCGGAAACGCACUCGUAACAAUCAGUACCAGCGACGAACAGAAGCGCAGCACGUGCACGAGUUUGAAGACGCAGAAGAGGUCACAAAUCGUCACGGGGACACGCGGACGAUUCAGCGCUGUACGUGUGGCGCAGAGCAGGAGGUGGAGGUGUUGUGA
Molecule: messenger RNA, 774 nt
Organism: Cutaneotrichosporon oleaginosum
Lineage: Eukaryota; Fungi; Basidiomycota; Tremellomycetes; Trichosporonales; Trichosporonaceae
Biological process (GO): UV-damage excision repair; nucleotide-excision repair involved in interstrand cross-link repair; nucleotide-excision repair, DNA damage recognition
Cellular component (GO): nucleotide-excision repair factor 1 complex
Molecular function (GO): damaged DNA binding
Source: RefSeq, a predicted model, not a curated record